Molecule: messenger RNA, 201 nt
Organism: Eruca vesicaria subsp. sativa (arugula)
Lineage: Eukaryota; Viridiplantae; Streptophyta; Magnoliopsida; Brassicales; Brassicaceae
Source: the annotation of a GenBank genome assembly
AUGCUUGAAAGAUGGUCAAGAAUAUCCGUGUUGGUCGAAGAAGUGAUUAAGAUCCUCCUCGAACUCGGCAUUAAGCACCGGUUUUAUCCACACGAUAUCAAUAUCAAAACAAUGCAUACAGUUGUUUCCAGCAGAGUUCCACAAGGCUGGUCAGAAAACCCUGCCAGCAGAGCCAAGCUCGUGUAUAAAAGCAUGUAUUAG